Messenger RNA from Thelazia callipaeda (thelaziosis nematode), 264 nucleotides. The record is from the annotation of a GenBank genome assembly. Lineage: Eukaryota; Metazoa; Nematoda; Chromadorea; Rhabditida; Thelaziidae.
UUGCAACAUGUAUUUAUAUUUCAGGUGAGCACGGAAGAUGCCUCAUCUAGUGCGCUAACAGCCUCAACACACUUACUGCUUAUUUUUGCGUCUGCGGGUACUACUGUUUUCACUAUAUUGGCUAUCGCUUUAGCGCGCAGACGAUCGCGACAUCGUGGUUUUAUCGAGGUUGACAUAUGCACUCCGGAAGAACGGCACGUAAAUGGAAUGCAAGUGAAUGGUUACGAAAAUCCUACCUAUUCAUUUUUUGAUAACAAAGCUUGA